Messenger RNA from Trypanosoma theileri, 3819 nucleotides. RefSeq lists its product as uncharacterized. The coding region runs from base 1 to 3819 and encodes 1272 amino acids. Gene Ontology annotation, biological process: endoplasmic reticulum to Golgi vesicle-mediated transport; GPI anchor metabolic process. The record is from RefSeq and is a predicted model, not a curated record. Lineage: Eukaryota; Euglenozoa; Kinetoplastea; Trypanosomatida; Trypanosomatidae. Gene Ontology annotation, molecular function: phosphatidylinositol deacylase activity. Gene Ontology annotation, cellular component: endoplasmic reticulum. The transcript has a single exon.
AUGGCAAGAAGAGAAUGCUUUCGAUGUUCAUGUACGAGAAUCGUCGUUUUUCUUGUAUUUUUCCUCAUAACAUCAGCAUUCAUUCCUGCUGCUUUAGACUGGGCGUUAGUUCGAGGUCGUACCCCUCUUCAAGCAAUCCUCACACGUAUGAAUCCUCAUUUCAUUCAUGUGGAUGUAAAUGCUCCUACAGAAGGAUAUUAUAGACUUUGGCGAUAUCAUGAUUUUAGUGCAGAUUCGUAUCGUCAACCUAGAGAAUCUGAAAUUCCUUCUAUUCCUGUCGUUUAUGUUCAUGGAAAUGCUGGAAGUUUUCAAGAUAUGCGUUCCAUAGGUCGAUUUGUUGGAGAAGCAAAUGUGAAUGAACGCCGUCGUCGCAUUUUAGAAUUUGAAGAUAAUGUCAAAAUGAAAUUAUUUGGUCUUUACAAAAGUGAAGGACGUCAAAUGCCAAAAGAUGGAGAAGAAAUUCCUCAUGAUCUUCAAAGGAAAGCAGAAGAUAUGGUAAUAGCUAAUACCCCUAUUUUAGGAGUAGAACUCUUUGGUAUAGAUUUCUUAGAAGAGUCUAAUACACAAAGUAGUAUAUUAUUAUUAAAAGAGGCUCGAUUUUUAAAUCACAGUAUGCAUCGACUUAUGCAACAAUUUUUAAAUCACUAUGAGACUGUAUUGAAGCAACCUAAAGGAAGUAUAAGAAGAGAAACGGGUAAAAACGACUCUAAUUUGAAAGUUGUGGUUGAAGCUGAAACGGAUUAUAUUAUGAGUCUAUGUUCACGUGCAUCUCAUAUACAGAAAGGUAACUCUGCGUGUAUUGCUGCUAAAAAACAAAUUCGUGUCUUCUCCUCUGUGGAGCGACUACGUCGCGAGGUGGAGCGGGUGCGGCGAGAUGGACUGUGGGUGUGGACGGAGUCGUUGGGGGGCCUCGUGGCGCUCUUCGCCACUCUCUUCGCCCCGGAGUUGUACGCCGGUUUGGUGAUGGCCGGAUCCCCGACCCGCUACCCGCCGCUUCUCUUCGACAGCAGCUGCGUGCAAUUCCAGCGGGUCAUCCACGACGCCGCCCUCCCCUCUCCGUCUCUUUCGCUUAAUUCCUCUUCUUCGGUUUCUUCGCAGUGGCCACAACUCCACGCGACGGGCGGUCCUCAUAAAUUUCUCGCGGAGGUCGCGGCCGCAUCGCCAGCAGUCAUCGCCUCGCGAGUCGCCCGCAUCGCACUUUUGAAUGUCAACGGCGGCGCCCUCGAGGACGUCGUCCCCCCGCGGAGCUCCGCGUUGAUGCGCACCGCCGGCCGCAGCGCCGCCUCCGCCGAACACAAACGACGACGAAACGAAGCGCCACCGCCCGCCCGCCGCCGCGAUAUUUCAACGGAGGAACUGCGCGGCUGCGGGACGCCACUCACACACCGCGGACUCGUCUACGCACGACAGUUGUUGGAUGUCGCCGCCCACUCACUCGUGCAGGCCGCACUCUCCCCACACUCUGGGGAACUCUUGGGGAGUGAACCCACCCUCACAGACACAAGGGAGAGGUUGUUUCCCACCAUAGUGGAGACACUUCCUGAAGCCCAGGAUAUAUACAGACGUGAGGAGUUUUACUUUAGUCAGACACUUAGAAAAAUAACUGAAACAGGUUCUUAUCGUAAAGAGAAUAAUACGUAUGCAGAAAGUAAAUUUAAAUCUAUUUGUGUAGAUGGAUCAACUUUGGUAAAUAUACAAGACAUUCCUAUAAAUGAGGAUCCUGAUACCGAAUCUUGGCAUGCACUACAUCUUUUUAUUGGUGCUACAACUUAUCAACCUGAGGAUGUAUUAUUACCAGAAUUACAUUUAAUGCAUGUAAAAGAAGAAAAAUUAGUACCUUAUACAAAUAUUCACUCACGUGCUGCUACAAAAUUACACCUUCCUAAACGUAGAAAGGAUAGUGUACCUAUUGAAGGAAGUGUUUUAAACACAGCGGUUAGUUUUCAGGUUCUUCGAAAAAAUAAUGAGAAUUCACCAAUUUGGGUACGUCCACGUUUUUGUUUCGUAGUUGAAGGAACAAAAAUUUCAAAUCGUCAUUUUUCUUAUAUACAGCAUGAUUUAAUUGAUCCAUUACAUGAAAUUUCAACUGCUAAUGACCAUCAAGCAGCUAUCAACUCACAACAAAGUGAAAAAUUAUCUUUAGAGAAUCAUAAUAGAUUUACAAUUAUUCGAAAUGUAGAUAGUAUGAUGUUGGAAACAAAUAUGUUUGUAGGUGUAAAUAAUAGGGUUAUAUUUCCUCAUGUAAUUUGUGGAUCAUUUCGUUCUUUUCGUGUAGCAUUUCGUGGUACGGAAGAAUUGGCAAUUGAUGAACCAGAAUCUCAGUUACAGUAUUUUUAUGGACCAUAUGAAGAAGAUCGUCAUAUUUUUCAUUAUAGUUGGCGUCCAUUUCAUGAAACACCUUCUAAUAGUUCAAAUCUUUAUUUAGUGUACGUAUUAUCAAAUGAAGAAAACCCUAAUAUUCGUCUUUAUGACUUUGAAAGGUAUGAAAAUCCUUCAUGGAGUGAUUUUAACUACUUAGACUGGUGGAUUAGACAGUGGACAAUGCGUUGGAUGGCUGUAUUAGCUACCUAUUCUCUUUCUGGAAGGUAUGCAGGUUGUUAUGUGCUUGUUUUUUUAACCUUAUACACCGUAUUCUAUACUACUACUUUUCUUGGAAAUAGUGCAUCAUCUAAGGGAUUUUUACGAAGGAUACGUACGGUAAGUCCAGUAGCUCUUGUUUUGAUUACUGGUGUUUUAUUAGAAUGUUUUGGAAAUUCUUUGGCAAAAAAUACGUUAUCUAUUUGUCUUAGUGAAGAACUUCCCAUGUUAAGUGAUGAAGGUCUCACAUCCAUGAUGAGUUUAACUGAAAAAUUGACAUUGAUUUUCCUCUACGCACUUCCUCCAAGAUAUGAAGCUUGUAAAUAUUCUUGGAUACGUAUGCAAACAGUUGCUCCAGACAAUUUACUUUUUGAACAUAUUAUGCAUAUGAUAUGUGCAUUCUGUUUUGCUACCAUUUUAAUUAUGAUUGAAUUUGGUAUACAUUGUCUUUUAUGGCCUGUUUCAUAUAUAACUCAUUUUAUCUUUAAAUCCUGUAGAGCAGAGAUAAUAAGAAAAAUAGGAGUUUGUAUUAUGAUAAUAUUAUGGUGUAUUCCAAUUUCUUUGCUUUUCUUUAUACCAUGGUUGCACAUUUCCCUUAUUAUUACAUUAACUUGUUUAUUUGCAUACAGUGCGAUAUGGUUUAUUCCUCGUGAAGUACAGAUUGCUAAUGGUCCACAUUAUCGUUGGAUAUGUUUUGUGUUAACUAUGAUACUUCAUUUAACAGCACAUUUUCAAGGACUUGUACUUACGGUGCGAAACUAUUUCAUUGUACCAUCUAUUGUGCUAAAGGACAGUGAAAGGUUUGAACCAAGUACAGAAGAGUUAUUAACAUUUGCAGUGGUUCAGUGUGGUUUGAUUGUUGUCUACGGUACAGUGUAUCUUACCAGGCGUCAUUACACCGGAGUAGAGAGUUACACCAAUGUAAAAAAGAAGGAAAUGAAAAAACAAAAUAUAGUGAUGAUGAUGAAAGAAGUGGAAAGAGAGAAAAUGGAUGUACAGAAUUCAAGAGAUGAUAAUGAAAAUGAAAAUGAAAAUAAACCAUCUUUUUAUGUGCUAGGUGAUAUCAACCGUCAACAUGCUCGAUUUAAACGGUUGAUUAAAACACUACGGUUUAUUUUGUGUUUGGCUUCUUUGUGGGUUUGUAUGAUUUCUGUUCGCCGACCACUUGAGGGUUCCAUCGCCACUGUUGGAUUGUGCCUCACAGGAACAUACAUUACACUGACGUUGCUUCAAUUGUGGUAA